Peromyscus maniculatus bairdii (prairie deer mouse) is the source of this 3909-nucleotide messenger RNA. Lineage: Eukaryota; Metazoa; Chordata; Mammalia; Rodentia; Cricetidae. The record is from RefSeq and is a predicted model, not a curated record.
GCAAGCCCCAGCGGCGACUCUGCAGCGGGGCGCGGUGGGCGCUCCACCUCGAGGCUCUUUCUCUCCCGACCACCCGCCACCUCGUGUCUGGGGAGGUCGCGACACUCCGUGAGGAGCGCGGCGGCUCAGAGGGCGGAUCCAAGGCCACCUCCAUGUGACACAGCACUCACUGGCCGGAAGUGGAAACCUGAGAACCGGAAAUCAUUUUUGUCUCUGAGAGCAGAGGCGUGAGAGCCGGCAUGAAUGGUCAUAUGUCUAACCCUCCCAGUGGUUAUGGAGUCUACCCUUCCCAGAUGAAUGGCUACGGAUCUUCACCACCCUUUUCCCAGAUGGAUAGAGAACAUAGUUCAAAACCAAGUGCAAAGGCCCUUUAUGAGCAAAGGAAGAACUAUGCCCGAGACAGCGUCAGCAGCGUAUCAGAUGUGUCCCAGUACCGAGUGGAGCACCUGACCACCUUUGUGCUGGACCGGAAAGAUGCUAUGAUAACUGUCGAUGACGGAAUAAGGAAGUUGAAGUUGCUUGAUGCCAAGGGCAAAGUGUGGACUCAAGAUAUGAUUCUUCAAGUGGACGACCGGGCUGUGAGUCUGAUUGACUUAGAAUCCAAGAAUGAAUUGGAGAAUUUUCCUUUAAACACAAUCCAGCAUUGCCAAGCUGUGGUGCAUUCAUGCAGCUAUGAUUCCAUUCUUGCCUUGGUGUGUAAAGAACCAACCCAGAACAAGCCAGAUCUUCAUCUCUUCCAGUGUGAUGAAGUUAAGGCCAACCUCAUUAGUGAGGAUAUUGAGAGUGCAAUCAGCGACAGUAAGGGCGGGAAACAGAAGAGGCGGCCGGAGGCGCUGAGGAUGAUUGCCAACGCAGAGCCGGGCAUCCCCCCUCCUCCCCGGGCUCCUGCCCCUGCCCCUCCAGGGACUGUCACACAGGUGGACGUUAGAAGCCGGGUGGCAGCUUGGUCUGCCUGGGCAGCUGACCAGGGUGACUUUGAGAAACCCCGGCAUUAUCACGAGCAAGAAGAGACUCCUGAGAUGGUGGCAGCCCGGAUUGACAGGGAUGUGGGUGUUUUGACGCUGAGGGCAAAACCCCCACCUCCUGAUGAAUUUGUUGACUGUUUCCAGAAGUUUAAACAUGGAUUCAACCUUCUGGCCAAGCUGAAGUCUCAUAUCCAGAACCCGAGUGCUUCAGAUCUGGUUCACUUCUUGUUUACUCCACUGAAUAUGGUGGUCCAGGCAACAGGCGGUCCUGAACUGGCCAGUUCAGUACUCAGCCCACUGUUGACUAAAGAUACAGUUGAUUUUUUAAACUACACAGUCACUGCAGAUGAACGGCAGCUGUGGAUGUCACUGGGCGAGACUUGGCUGAAAGUCAGAGCAGAGUGGCCGAAAGAACAGUUCAUCCCGCCUUACGUUCCAAGGUUCCGCAAUGGUUGGGAGCCCCCGAUGCUGAACUUCCUGGGCGCUCCCACGGAGCAGGACAUGUACCAGCUGGCCGAGUCCGUGGCUAAUGCAGCAGAGCACCAGCGCAAACAGGACAGCAAGCGACUGUCCACAGAGCAUUCCAGUGUGUCCGACUACUCUCCAUCUGAUGGGUACGCGUUCAAUAGCAGCAUGUACAACAGAGGGCCACAUCUGGACCAAGGGGAGGCCGCCGUGGCUUUCAAGUCAACUCCUAAUCGCCAUGUAGAUAGAAGUUAUGACUCAGUCAAAACACAAACCAAGAAAUACGCCAAAUCCAAGUAUGACUUCGUGGCGAGGAACAGCAGUGAGCUCUCAGUUCUGAAAGAUGACGUCUUAGAGAUACUGGAUGACAGGAAACAGUGGUGGAAAGUCCGGAACGCCAGUGGAGACUCUGGGUUUGUGCCAAAUAACAUUCUGGAUAUCGUGAGACCCCCGGAGUCUGGAGUGGGGCGUGCUGAUCCACCAUACACACAUACCAUACAGAAACAAAGGAUGGAAUAUGGUCCAAGACCAGCUGAUGCUCCUUCUGCCCCAUCACCCCCUCCAACACCAGCACCCGUUCCGGUCCCCCUUCCACCUUCUGCACCAGCACCCGUUCCUGUGCCCAAAGUUCCAGCAAAUGUCACCCGUCAGAACAGCAGCUCCAGCGACAGCGGGGGCAGCAUCGUGCGAGACAGCCAGAGAUACAAACAACUCCCAGUGGACCGAAGGAAGUCUCAGAUGGAAGAGGUACAGGAUGAACUCUUCCAGAGGCUCACCAUCGGGCGCAGCGCUGCACAGAGGAAGUUCCACGUGCCACGGCAGAAUGUUCCGGUGGUCAAUAUCACUUACGACUCCACACCAGAGGAAGUAAAGACGUGGCUGCAGUCGAAAGGAUUCAACCCUGUGACUGUCAAUAGCCUUGGGGUGCUGAACGGAGCACAGCUCUUUUCUCUCAAUAAGGAUGAACUGAGGUCCGUCUGCCCUGAAGGUGCCAGAGUCUUCAGCCAAAUCACUGUGCAGAAGGCUGCUUUGGAGGACAGUAACGGAAGCUCUGAGUUACAGGAAAUCAUGCGUCGACGUCAGGAGAAGAUCAGCGCUGCCGCCAGCGACUCGGGGGUGGAGUCUUUUGAUGAAGGAAGCAGCCACUGAUCUGUUGAGCUCCAUGAUUCUUGGCAUUGUUGGACAAGCUUUGUUUAAGAAGCCUUGAGGGAAUGUCAAAUCCAUUGUCCUGGUGUAUGUAAAUUAUCGCCAUGAAGGGAAACAGUGGAUGCCUGAGUGAGCAGAGGCCGCGCUGCUUCUUUGACUGUUGUUUUGACUAAAAACUGAGAAGUGGGCAGGUGAUCUUGUUCAGCAAGUCAAGGUACUUGCUGCCAAGCCCAAUGACCUGAGUUCAAGUCCCUGGACCUACGUGGUAGAAGGAGAAAGCUAGCUUUUCCAAGUUGUCUUCUGACCACCAUUCGUAAAUAAACAAAUAACAUGUAAUUAAAAUAAUUUUACAGUUAAUUAAAAAGAAAAAUAUUAGACUGAUUUGACCUUGGGAAACAUUUUUUUCCACUUUCCUAAGGCGCACUUCCCUUUGCUCCAUUAAUUAUCUCAGCCUCCUUUGGUGAUCUGUGUUGGGUUGUUUUGACAAUGGAAAAUGUAUUCAUUGCAACAAGGAAAAGCUAUGGCCAUUGAUGACUAAGUCUGCCGGCUCAGCUUUCUGUGACUGAGAUGCCUGUCAUCCAGGGAGGAGGCUCAGCGACACUACCCUCUGCUCACUUUAGACCUCUCCUCUGAUGUACCUAAUGACAGUGUAUUUAUGUUUAUUUAAAGUUCUUAAUGCCAACAGCUUAAAAAAAAUCACAUUUGAAUGAAUUGUACAAUGUAGCCAGACCUUGACCAUGCAAAUAGGAGACUCUAGUACCUUCUCAAGAUGUUUUGUUCCUCGAAGCUCUGUCAGUCGCAAAAUCUUGCAUAGAUUACGCUGUGAUUUAGUUUAUAUUCUGCUUAUUGUGUAUACUGUGUAAGUACAUAUGAGGAAGCACAAGUCGGGUCACUUACACGCAGUCAGUCAAACCAAGUAGCCCACCUUGGUGUUUAUGACAGUAUUUUGCUUAAUGAAGGGCUCAGUUAUAAAUAUUGAUAUAAGUAGUAAAAGGAUAUUGGGCCAUUUUAUGUGUUUUAUCUGUGUAACAAGGGACACUUAAUUUACAUGUACUUUAACCCCAUGAAAGAAUCUAGAUAGAGAGAAGAAAAAUAGCUAACCUUCAACAAAUGUUAUUUUUGGAAACACAAUUUUGUCAUUAAAUGUAAUAUUAUUUCACAUAUAUAAAGAAGAUGUUAUGUAAGAAUGUUGUAUAUUUUAACAUAAAUCCAUUUAGAGAGAAUAUCUAGACUCAUUAAUUUUUCAUAGUGCCUUUUUCACUUGAGUCAGCUGGAAAGAGUCUGCAAUAAACAGUAUUUGCUGUAUAUUAAUAAAUAGCUUCUAUCUCAUCAA